This is a messenger RNA of Sorghum bicolor (sorghum), 1654 nucleotides long. Its product is annotated as RNA-binding protein 24-A. NCBI's taxonomy places the organism in Eukaryota, Viridiplantae, Streptophyta, Magnoliopsida, Poales, Poaceae. Gene Ontology annotation, molecular function: RNA binding. The transcript has 8 exons. Bases 243 to 1100 code for a protein of 285 amino acids. The record is from RefSeq and is a predicted model, not a curated record.
GCGCCAUCCCCACCGCUAUAAUUACGCCCCGGCCAGCCUGCGCGCGCGGGCCUAUCAGCAGCAGCCCUAGCCUAGCCUAGCUAGCUACCCGGCCGCCUCCGCUGCUCGCCCGCCCUCCUCACUUGCGCUCGCGUGUGUCCCCGUCUUGUCGCGUUUACUCAGCCGCCGCUGCUGCUGCUUGCUAGGGUUAGGGUUUGCGGCUGCGCGCGCGCGUGUACGCGCGUGGGCUGGCCGCCGCAGGGAUGACGCCGCAGAGGUCGCCGGCGGCGACCGCCGGAGGAGGAGGAGGAGGUGGCGGCGGGGGCGGGGGCCCGCCGGCGCUGCACUACCUCAGCGGCCCGUACGGAGACACCACCUUCACCAAGGUUUUCGUCGGCGGCCUCGCCUGGGAGACGCGGAGCGAGGGGCUUCGCGCCCACUUCGAGGUCUAUGGGGACAUCCUCGAGGCCGUUGUCAUCACCGACCGCGCCACGGGCCGCUCCAAGGGCUACGGAUUCGUAACCUUCCGGGAGCCAGAGUCAGCGAGGAUGGCCUGCAUGGACCCAUACCCAGUGAUCGACGGCCGGCGCGCUAAUUGCAAUCUUGCCAUCUUAGGGCGCCCUGGUCCAGCUGUGCCUUUCGCACCUAUAAGGCCGGUCAUCCCAUACAGUGGAGGUGUGGCGGUUCCAGGGGGCAUGUAUGUGCAAAGCCCAACAUAUCAGCAAUCCCCUUACAACUACUCACAGGCCUUUGUAUAUCCUUCUUAUGGGCCAUCAGCAUAUGGACCUGAAUACCUAUAUCAGCAGAAUGCAUACAGUCCAUAUGUUGGACAACAGUAUGUUCCAGUUUACGGUGGCCCAAGGACAGUAGGUCCAGCAGUCUACCCAUAUGGGCAGUUUGGCCAACCUGUACCAAGUGAUCAUGCUUAUUCUCCUGGUUAUGCCCCAAGUCAUGUUCUCCCACUAUCAAAUCAGAAUGUUAAUGCUGCAAAUGUUGUGCGCAUACCACCAGUUCAGCAACAAUUUCCUCCAGGAGCUCCACGACCUCAGCAACAGCUUUUGGUCCCUGCUCGUGCACCGCCAUUCCCGCAGAACAACAUUUCUGAACAAGCAACAGGUUGACAAGGAUGCCAGAAAGUGACAAAUUUUAGGCAUCCUAUAGUCUGCAGCAGGACUAAGAAAAGUCGUACCGCUAAAUUGGGCGGCAUGCUUUUUUUUCUUGCAAAUUGUUUUCUUUUGCACUCUAAAGGUUGUCCUUAUCCAUGGUUACCUGAACUUCAUAUAAUGUGAGUUUCUGAUCUGCUCCCCCGGAUGGGGCAGGAAAGCUCGAGUGUCUGAAGAUGAAGCCCCUCUUGUUCAGCUUCUGUCAGUGUCUGUACAUUCCCCAUCUCCUGCCAGAAAUUCUGAUAGCUGGUGGUCUGUGCAUGGACCAAAGUGGAUGCCGGAAAUGGAGUCCGGCCUCCAACCUGUGUAUAAUAUAGGUCAUGUAGUAGAUCCAAAUCGUAGAACAGGUCCAUUCUUUCAAAACAUCUGGCUGUGUAUAUUAAUUCUCUUCUCACCUUUUCAGUACCAUCAGUGCAUGUUUCCAUGUCUCAUUAGGGGAUAGGAAUUUCAAUGUCAUUGCAUCAUCAGUGAGUCAUGUACAUUAUUAUUAUUCUGAAACUGUAAACUAUAUA